AUGGACCAAUUUUUUAAAGAAAUCAAAAAUCAAAUAGAAACAGAGUAUGUAAUGAGUAUAAACUUUGUAUAAAGUAUUAACAAUUUCAGUUUUGAAAAGAAAUCUGCUUUACAAGAUUUGGAACAUCAAUUUGAUGUCUCAAUUAUACCUUUUAAAUCAAAAUUUAAUGAUAAAAUAACAAUUUUACCAAAUAAAUUGAAAUCAGAAGAAAAUGUGUCAGUAUUUAUUAGUGAAGUAGUUUCAAAUUAUGAAAAAUUCUCUAAAUCAGUUUCUGAAUUGAAUGCAAAAUUUGGUCAAAAAGAAAGACUUCAAAAUAAAAUAGUGGAAGAAUCUAUUUAUUACUUAUUAAUUAGCAAUUAUUUUCAAGUUUUGUCAAAUUCAUACACAAAUGAGGUUAUAAGGAUUCAGUUUGUCUCAGAAAAGGAAAAUGGUAUCAUUUUAACUCCAGAGCAAGUAAAAUCCUUAUUAAAUUUUGAUAAAAUUGAUUAUCAAAUAUACCUAAUUUCAUUGUUAAAAUUAAUUGAAGUAAUUGUGGAAUAUACUUUGAACUCAGUCAUAAACCAAUCAAUUGAAAACGAGUCUAUUAGCUCGAACUACUCAAUAAGUUUAAUAAACUCACAAAUUGUGUCAAAAUUACAAAAUGGUUUUCAAUUAUUAGAUUUGAAAAAUGAUAUUUUAAGAAAGAAAUACGACAGUUUGAAAUAUAAUUAUCAAAGAUUAAAUAAGAUAGUUUAUGAUUUAACUUUAAGAAAUUUAAUUACCACUAAAAUAGAAUUAUUAUAA
This is a messenger RNA of Insectozyma verbasci, 783 nucleotides long. Lineage: Eukaryota; Fungi; Ascomycota; Pichiomycetes; Serinales; Debaryomycetaceae. The record is from the annotation of a GenBank genome assembly.